This is a messenger RNA of Didymodactylos carnosus, 1512 nucleotides long. Lineage: Eukaryota; Metazoa; Rotifera; Eurotatoria; Philodinida; Philodinidae. The record is from the annotation of a GenBank genome assembly.
AUGGUGUUACUUCGUGCAUCCGACAAAUGGGCAAAAUUGAAGAAAAACAUCAUUCUCGAACCCUAUAUAUCUUCAUUUGCUCCAUCCAACCGUUGGUCAAACAAGGAUCUCGAUCCUGUUCCACCACACGAACGAACAUGGACAAAUCCAUUUUAUGUUAUCUGUUAUUGGAUCUCUGAUGCAUUCACAAUCUCAACAUGGUCAAUGGCAAGCUCAAUGAUUGCACUUGGAUUGACUUGGAAAAGUGCAUUUGCCGCUAUUAUCAUUGGACACUCGAUAAUUGCCAUUCCUAUCUGCUUGAAUGGAUGGUCAGGUGCAUAUCUCCAUGUUUCCUUUCCAGUAGUCACUCGUGCAUCGUUUGGUAUGAUUGGAAAUUGCUUUGUUGUGGUGUCCCGAGGUUUCCUAGCCAUUAUUUGGGGUGCUGUUCAAACUUAUAUCGGUAGUGAAUGUGUCAGGCAAAUGAUCAAUGCUAUAUGGCCGAGUUUCCGUGCGUUUCCGAAUCAUUUACCAGCAAGUGCUCAGAUCACUUCGGCUGGACUAUUAUGCUUCUUCAUAUAUUUCAUGAUCCAACUACCAUUCGUGUUGAUGCCAAUGAGGAAGAUCAAAUGGCUAUUUGUGGUCAAAACCAUUGUCAUGCCAAUAGCUACAAUUGCUGUACUUAUAUGGGCACUGAAAUCGGCAGGCGGAACAGGUCCAGUUUUUGCUCAACCUGGUACAAUUCAUGGCUUCAGCAAGAUUGCGUGGGCUUGGCUGGCUUCCCUUAACUCGGUUUUAGGUAACUACGCUACUCUCUCAUGCAAUAUUGGAGAUUUCACUCGAUAUGCCAAGAAACCUGGUAAUACAUGGGUCCAAGCUAUUAUUAUACCCGUUGCAUUCUCGGCCUUUGGUCUCAUCGGCAUCAUUGUCUCGUCUGCAUCAGCGAUUAUUUACAAAGACGGCGUACUAUGGGAUCCGACCGUACUAAUUGAUCAUUUCGAUUCUCGCGCAGCUAAGUUCUUCGUGGCUUUUGCAUUUGCACUUGCAACACUCGGCACGAAUAUCUCUGCUAAUACUAUCUCAGCAGCAAAUGAUUUUUCGGCAAUAUUUCCAAAAGUAUUCAACAUUCGUCGGGGUUCGUUAAUCGCAAGUCUUCUCGCCUGGAUUUGUGUUCCAUGGUACAUCCUCAACACUGCCAAGGGUUUUCUCGCGUUUAUGGGUAGUUAUAGUGUUAUCCUUGGUCCUAUUGCUGGCGUGAUGGUAUCUGAUUUUUGGCUUGUUCGAAAUAUCGGUCGAAUUGACACUCGAGAACUUUAUAACCCUCAUGGCAAAUAUUGGUACUGGAAAGGAUGGAACUGGCGAGGUUACGUGGCCCUUAUUUGCGGUUUCAUAAUUAAUCUUCCUGGAUUCCUUAAUCAAAUUGUACCAUCGAUCAAAAUUUUAGCGUCGAAUGAUGAUGGUGAACAAGCAGAUGAAGGAAAAAAUUGUAAUGCAGCAUUGUUGAGUGGACAUUGGAUGAAGGAACCUAUUUGGUGA